AGAAUGCUAGAGGACCCAGAGAUUCAAGAAUUGAUUUCAUGGUCAAGAAGUGGAGAUUUAUUCAGUGUCGCAAAUCCUACAGUAUUCUCAAAGAUAGUACUUCCUCAAUACUUUAAGCACAACAACUGGCAAAGUUUUGUUCGCCAACUCAAUAUGUAUGGAUUUCACAAAGUAAAUGACAUGAUACAUUCAAACCUUACAAACGAAACACAAACUUGGGAAUUCAGACACCCUCAUUUCCGAAGGGGAGCGGUCGACGACUUACAGAACAUCAAAAGAAAG
Phycomyces blakesleeanus NRRL 1555(-) is the source of this 282-nucleotide messenger RNA. RefSeq names its product heat shock factor-type transcription factor. Gene Ontology annotation, biological process: regulation of DNA-templated transcription. NCBI's taxonomy places the organism in Eukaryota, Fungi, Mucoromycota, Mucoromycetes, Mucorales, Phycomycetaceae. The record is from RefSeq and is a predicted model, not a curated record. The annotation marks the transcript as partial. The transcript is spliced from 2 exons. Gene Ontology annotation, molecular function: DNA-binding transcription factor activity; sequence-specific DNA binding.